AUGGUUCUCGAUGUAGAUGUUCGUGGUCUUGCCAAAGGCAGUGCAUCUAGUGUCGUGCCAAGAGCUCACUUAGCAAUUUAUCAAUCAUGUACAAAGACAAGUUGUUUGAGUGUUGAUAUAUUGAUGGCUAUGGAUCAAGCCAUUGUUGAUGGAGUAGAUGUGUUAUCUAUUUCUAUAGGUCAUCAUCUGGACCCUUACUAUCUUGAUAACAUGGCCAUUGGCACAUUCUCAGCAAUUCAGAAAGGUUUGGUUGUUUCCAUGAUUGCAAGCAAUUCAGGCCCAGAAUUAAGUUCAAUCGAGAAUGAUGAGCCAUUGGUAACGACAGUAGGACCUAGCAGCCAUGAUUUAAGGGUCAAAGCAACUGUAAAGCUUGGAGAUGGUACUCAGAUAGUUGGAGAAACAGGAUACUUCAAUGCCACAUUGCUUCUUGUUUUCCAUGGUCUCCUGGGUAAUGGCACUGAAGGAGGAGCGGCAAUGAUCAUAAGAGAUACGUUCAUGGAAGGAUCUACCACAUUUUCUGAUGUCAUGUUCUUCUGGGAUGCUGUUGAUUUGAUUGCUUUGGGUGCAGCGCAAGUGAACCCACAAGCGGCUAAUGAACUUGGUCUUGUUUAUGACAUAAUGCCAUUUAAUUAUAUCCAGUACCUCUGUGGCAUGGGCUAUAGCGAUGCUAAUGUUUCAACAGCAGCUAGUCGCCAAAUCUAA
This is a messenger RNA of Dioscorea cayenensis subsp. rotundata (Guinea yam), 702 nucleotides long. RefSeq names its product subtilisin-like protease. Bases 1 to 702 code for a protein of 233 amino acids. The record is from RefSeq and is a predicted model, not a curated record. Gene Ontology annotation, biological process: proteolysis. Gene Ontology annotation, molecular function: serine-type endopeptidase activity. The transcript is spliced from 3 exons. Lineage: Eukaryota; Viridiplantae; Streptophyta; Magnoliopsida; Dioscoreales; Dioscoreaceae.